ACGGGACCGCACCCACCCAGUGCUACACGCAAACCCCACCCCCACCCAACCAAUCCCCGUCAAGUCUCUCUCUCUCUCUCUCUCUCUUUCUCUGUGGAAACGCGCUCCGAUCCAUCGUCAACAUCGAACCUCCGAACCCCAACCCCGACCUCGACCUCACCUCCCUCUUCCAUCUCAUCGCCAUGGCCUCCGAGCAGGACGGCGCAGCGGUCUUCCCCGACGAGGAGGACCUCGAAGACGACGACGACAGCCAGGACGACGACGACGACGACGACGAGGAGCUCCUCCCCAACCACGCCGUCCUCCCCUGCGUCGUCGACGACGACGACGACGACGACGAUGUCUUUGACGACGACGCCAACUCCGCCUCCACCUCCUCCUCCCUCCCCACCGCCACCCCACUCGACCCCGCCCUCCCCCCCUCCUCCGCCGCUGUCACCGUCGCCGUCCCCGCCCCCAUCCGCCCCGAUCCCCUCCCCGUCGUCCCUCCCGUUCCCCCCUCCUCCUCUUCCUCCGCCGCCGUCUCCAUCGCCGCCCCCGCCGCCUCCCCCGUUCCCCCGAUCGUCGGCACGAUCUCCCCUUCCGAGCUGAAGCGGCCCUCCCCAGCCGUCACCGUCGCCAAGCCCCUGUUCCAGCGCCUCUGGACCGACGAGGACGAGAUCGAGCUCCUCCGCGGGUUCCUCGACUACACCACGCAGCGCGGCGGGGCGCCCUCCGGCGGCCACCACGACACCGCCGCGUUCUACGACCAGAUCAAGUCCAAGCUCCAGCUCGAUUUCAACAAGAACCAGCUCGUAGAGAAGCUCCGCCGGCUUAAGAAGAAGUACCGGAACGUGAUCAGCAGGAUGAGCUCCGGCAAGGACUUCUCUUUCAAGAGCCCCCACGACCAGGCCACCUUCGAGAUCUCCCGCAGGAUCUGGACCAACGUCGCCGCUGCCGCCGCCGCCACUCCCGGCUCUAACAACGAUCACAUCGAUGAUGACGAUGACAACACCCUUCGAAACCCUAGUUUCAAUAAUCACCUUUUUAGCACUCCUAAUCCUAACCCUUUUUUUGAUCCAACGUCAACGCCCACAAAGUCGCGCAAAAGACAGCGUCCUUCGCAGCCACAGCCUCAUCCACAGCAGGUGCAGGUGCAGCUACAGCAUGUGAAGGUGGAGGAGAGGAAUUUAGGGGUGGAUGGUCCUACCGUAUCAAACAAUGCAAAUCCAAAUUUGAAUCUGAAUAUGAAUGCAAGUGCAAAUGUCAAUGCGAAUCCGAAUGUUGCUGGAGUGAUUGAGGAUACUGUGAGGAGCUGCUUAUCGCCAUUGUUUAAGGAGUUGUUGAGUGGGGCCACAAUGGGCGGGGGAUUUGGCGGUGGGGGUUCAAGAGGAGGGUUUGGGUAUAUUGCAGCGGCGUUGAAUCCGAUGCCGUUCAGUUAUGGAGUGGGAUUUGGAGUGGGCAGCACCGCUGAAAUGGCGGACGAGAGGUGGAGGAAGCAGCAGAUAAUGGAGUUGGAGGUGUACUCGAAGCGGUUGGAGUUGGUGCAGGAUCAUAUCAAGGCGACUAUAGAGGAGCUGCGUUCUAGCGGAGGAGGGUGAUUUAAGGUAUUAGCCACUGGGGUUUUCAAUUUCAUGGGAUGUCAGUUGUAAGCGAGUUUGAGUUCUCUUGUUUCCCCCACUCAGCUUUCGAGAAAUUGAUUGGGCAUUGAUAAAUAGAUGACACUUGAUAGUGUAGUGGCCAGUUGAGAUUUCGGUUUCGCCUUUCUUCGAAAGAUGAUAGGGCAGUUGUUGAAUAAUUAUUUCUAAUUAUUUAGCCUCCGAUAGAUUGGUCAUGUUUUCCUCAGUUAUGUAGAUAACGGCUACUACGAAUCAACAAUGGUAGAUGAAAUAAUGGAAUUGCUCUAACUUUCCUGGCAGGAUCUGUCCUGUGGGAUUUCUGAACUGUCUUCAGUUCAUGCAAGUUCUUA
Rhodamnia argentea is the source of this 1948-nucleotide messenger RNA. Its product is annotated as probable transcription factor At3g04930. The transcript has 2 exons. Bases 183 to 1580 code for a protein of 465 amino acids. The record is from RefSeq and is a predicted model, not a curated record. Gene Ontology annotation, cellular component: nucleus. Lineage: Eukaryota; Viridiplantae; Streptophyta; Magnoliopsida; Myrtales; Myrtaceae. Gene Ontology annotation, biological process: regulation of DNA-templated transcription.